AUGGAUUCAAUUGCCGGCUAUGGUAGCAGCAGUGAGAGCGAAGAUGAAGCAAGUAGUGACCAAAAUAAAGAUAGCCUCAGUCUGCAGACCUCAUCAGUUAAGAAAACACGGAUCAGUGUCGACAAGUUCGCCAACUCAAAAUCCUCUUCCGUGGAAGCUAGCCCGGAUUCGCCAACUGAUCCGAAAGCCAGCUCUGAAUUCGUAAUUCAGCAGACCAUAACAAGAAGUAGCAAAGUCGCUAUAUGCGCAACACCCAUCAGUGGAGCUUAUAUUUCUAAGAGAAAGCGUAUAAACACACCUUCACCUACAGACACAGAAAGUACCAUGACACUUACUUCUGAUGUGAAAUCCUUACUGAGGGACAGUGACUGUCAUGUAAAGCAAAAGAAGUUGGCUAGUUCACUUCCCAAGUACUGUGAAAAGUUACCGAAAGAGCACUCCAAACCAGUUGUGUCUCUGCGUUGGCAUGGGAGUAACAGCUCUCUGCUUCUCUCCUGUUCUCUGGAUGGUAGCAGCAGACUGUGGGAUGGUGUCAAUAAGAAAUCAAUCCAGAGGUUAUCACUGCAUGGCGGAGUAGCCAUAAGUUGUGGAAUGUGGGUAGCAGACAACACGAUUGCUACAGGAGGGUACGACAACCGUGCACUGUUGGCAGAUGUAGAGAAGAGCAAGGUAAUCACUUCAUUUAGCCACCAGGACUAUGUGUCUGCACUGCAAGUCCAUCCUGGAGACAAUAACCUUGUGUUCACCGGAGACUAUGGUGCCAACAUAUUCAGCUGGGACCUGCGCACUGGGAAGACUGUGCAGCAGUACAGAGGUGCAGGAGGAAGGAUCCUGGACAUGGCUAUCCUACAGUCAGGGAAUGAACUGCUAGCCUCUUCUGAUAUUGUACGGAAGAAUGCCAGUAGCCAGUCCCUGAGAGUGUGGGGGGUCGAGUCAGCAGUGGCCAUGUCUCACCAGAUCUAUCCAGAGCCCUACACCUGCCCCUGUGUACAGACACAUCCGUACAGAAACGAGUUCUAUGCCCAAUCCAAUGGAAACUAUAUAGUCAUAUUCUCAAGCAGAAAGCCUUACAAGUGCAAUAAGCGCAAGAGGUAUGAAACGCACACAGUAGAGGGGAAUAAGGUCCAGUUUGACAUGUCUCCUGACGGGAGGUUACUCUGUUCAGCCAGUGCCGAUGGAAGAGUGGUGCUGUACGACUGUGGCACUACUCGGCCUCUGAAAACAUUACCAGUGUCGGACAGUUGCUGUGUUGCUGUGGCGUGGAACCAGCAUACAUCCUCUGUUAUUGCUGUGUCUGAUUGGAGUGCCAAUAUUGCUGUCGUAAAAUAG
Messenger RNA from Geodia barretti, 1329 nucleotides. Lineage: Eukaryota; Metazoa; Porifera; Demospongiae; Tetractinellida; Geodiidae. The record is from the annotation of a GenBank genome assembly.